UUCUCUAUCAUCAACCAGAACAACUUCUCCAAACUUGUCGCUUUUAGUUGAGAUUACAAGCAUGUCUCCGCAGCAGGGUCAACAGAUCGAUCUGACCUCGUUGAGCGCACAGCAGCUGUCGCAACUCAAAAAACAGCUUGAUUCCGAGCUCGAACACCUUACCUCGUCCUUCCAGUCGCUACGCACCGCACAAUCAAGAUUCCGAGACUGUCUGAAGAGCAUAAAGACAGUAGAAGCCCAAAAAGAAUCCGGUACGGAAGCCCGAUACAUGCACAGGAGAACGAAAGCACAUCCCCACCUCAUCCCACUUACCUCCUCGCUCUACGUCCCCGGACACUUCUCGCACAUUGCCCCGUCGGAGCUCUCCCUAGAGGGCACCGGCAGCGAGCCGGAGUUGCUGGUCGAUGUCGGUACAGGCUUCUUCGUCUCCAAGUCGCCCAAGCAUGCUACCGAGUUCUAUAAUGAUAAGAUCAAGGACCUGGAGGCGAGUCUGAAGGAGUUGGAGGGCGUGAUCAAUGCGAAAGGGCAGAAUUCGAGGGUCGUGGAGGAUGUCCUGAGACAGAAGGUGCUGGCGGGACAAGGUGGUGGGAGUGGAGAGGGGAAGGAGAUUGAGGCUAGUUGAGGGAAGCACAGGGUAGAAUCGAUACUCGGGUUCGAGAGGACGGCGAAUUCGUGCGACUGGUCUCCGCAACCAUAUAUGCGAUGCGACGAAGAAGGAUGUCACUGCGACAUGGGCAGAGUAAGAAG
This is a messenger RNA of Pseudovirgaria hyperparasitica, 747 nucleotides long. RefSeq names its product Prefoldin-domain-containing protein. The transcript is spliced from 3 exons. Gene Ontology annotation, biological process: regulation of DNA-templated transcription; protein folding. The record is from RefSeq and is a predicted model, not a curated record. Gene Ontology annotation, cellular component: prefoldin complex; cytoplasm. Lineage: Eukaryota; Fungi; Ascomycota; Dothideomycetes; Acrospermales; Acrospermaceae. The coding region runs from base 62 to 622 and encodes 186 amino acids.